This is a messenger RNA of Protobothrops mucrosquamatus (brown spotted pit viper), 1917 nucleotides long. RefSeq names its product secretion associated Ras related GTPase 1B (gene SAR1B). Gene Ontology annotation, cellular component: endoplasmic reticulum exit site; COPII vesicle coat. The coding region runs from base 201 to 797 and encodes 198 amino acids. The record is from RefSeq and is a predicted model, not a curated record. The transcript is spliced from 7 exons. Gene Ontology annotation, biological process: endoplasmic reticulum to Golgi vesicle-mediated transport; vesicle organization; membrane organization. Lineage: Eukaryota; Metazoa; Chordata; Lepidosauria; Squamata; Viperidae. Gene Ontology annotation, molecular function: GTPase activity; GTP binding.
GCCGCGUGUGCCAGAUCGCAGGCGUGAGCCGGUGGCCGGUUCGCUCACACGGCCCGGAAGGAAGGAAGGAGUCGUGGAGGGGCGGAGCGGAGGAGAGACAGAGCAGAGAAGAGGGGAGGCCUCCAGGCUGCUGUGUCGGUAGUUGUGGAUGAAGGGUGCGAAUCUCAGGCUCUACACAGCGGAUCCAAUAAGAUUUUGAAAUGUCCUUUAUAUUUGACUGGAUUUACAGUGGCUUCAGUAGCGUACUGCAAUUUUUAGGAUUAUAUAAGAAAACAGGUAAACUAGUAUUCCUUGGAUUGGAUAAUGCUGGAAAAACUACUCUCUUGCACAUGCUUAAAGAUGACAGACUGGGACAACAUGUCCCCACAUUACAUCCCACUUCGGAAGAGCUGACAAUUGCUGGUAUGACGUUUACAACUUUUGAUCUAGGAGGACAUGCUCAAGCUCGCAGGGUUUGGAAAAACUAUCUGCCUGCCAUCAACGGCAUUGUCUUUCUAGUGGACUGUGCGGAUCAUGAAAGAUUGGCUGAAUCUAAGGAAGAACUUGAUGCAUUAAUGACAGAUGAAACUAUUGCUAACGUGCCUAUCCUAAUUCUUGGGAACAAGAUUGACAGACCAGAAGCCAUCAGUGAAGAGAGGUUACGAGAAAUGUUUGGUUUGUAUGGCCAGACAACAGGAAAGGGGAAUGUCUCAGUGAAGGAAUUGAACACUCGGCCCUUAGAAGUUUUCAUGUGCAGUGUGUUAAAGAGACAAGGUUAUGGGGAAGGAUUUCGCUGGAUGGCACAGUACAUUGAUUAAUGCCAAAUUCACAUUACUAUACACUAUCCAAACCUGUUCAUGUUCUGAUCAAUCAGUGUACAUAACUUGAACUUAACAGACUUUGGUUACAAAAGCGUUGUUUUUUUUAUUGUAUCAAUUGUGUUAAAUUUUAAACGUAAAGACUGAAAACAGAUUUUAAGCAAGUUUGUCAAUUUGGAUCUUGUAACAUUAGUCUCUAGGCCUAUCAAACCACCUUCUUUUUGAAUUAACUUAUAUGUUGUCUGCAGUUCUCACCCAUUUUUGUUUUUAGCUUUCCAACACAGUAUGUUUUUUGAAUGCACUUUUUAACAGCUCAACCUUACAGACUUGUUGGUCCUAUUUAAUGCUCAUCAUGUUAAAUUUUUAGGUAUUUUUUUCAGAACCAAUUUUAUAAAUGUAAAGUGAAUAACGACUUCUCAAAGGAUAGUAAUGAAUAAGCUUUAUGAAUAAUUGCAUGAUGCCUUACAUUUUUCAAUAAUAUACUUUCUUAUGCAACGUCAUGCAAUAAAACUAAAUCCCAUUUCGUGGCAUCUUUAAUGGGGAAAUGUUUCGUUUUAAUGUGUCUUAACCUAGUAAAUACGUUUUAAAAUGUGAAUCUGUGGGGUAGUUUUCUAAAAUGCAGUAUAAUUUCUGUGUACUGUAGACUUUUUAUAUUAUUUAUUUGAUUAUCUUUAUGCUGGGAAUGAAUCACACUAACGUUAUCCAUGCUUGUGGAUGUAAAUGUUCAGUCACUGUUUUUUACAUUGUACAGAAAGAAGCACUACUGUAUGGUCUCGUUGUGUAGUGCACUGUGUAGUGCUAGUGAGUGCCUGAGUGCAGCUUUUUAGAAAACCAUUGGGUUGGUACCGCAAAUACACAUUUAGAAGCCUUGCUCCUGUGUGAAUUAUGUUACUGGAUUGAGUACGGUGUAGCCUGCUAUCUUCCCCACUGCUCUGAGCGUUGGUCUUUCUUGUCACAGCAUUCACACAAUAUGUCAAAGGUUGCAAAAGGUGACUGCCGUUCAAAUGGGAUGGAGAACAGGUCAGUACUUUGUUGCCACCCUUGACUACAGAGAUGGAAUUUUAUUUUUUUUAUUUUCUUUUAACUACAUAUCUGUUAAUAAACGGAGAAUGGUCAUUCA